Messenger RNA from Phytophthora nicotianae INRA-310, 705 nucleotides. RefSeq lists its product as hypothetical. The coding region runs from base 96 to 590 and encodes 164 amino acids. The transcript has a single exon. The record is from RefSeq and is a predicted model, not a curated record. NCBI's taxonomy places the organism in Eukaryota, Oomycota, Peronosporomycetes, Peronosporales, Peronosporaceae.
CCACGCCACAGAGCCACUCACUUUUGAUUUUGCAGUUCGCAACACACCUGGAAUAUCCUUACCUCAAGAGCAAGAAUCCAAGAACAUCUUUCACCAUGAACAUCAAGGGACUUUUCACGCUCGCAGUUGUCGCGCUUGUCGGUAUGACGAACGCCGAGGCCGAGGACAAUGUUGUCCGUGAGCUCCAGGUCGCUGACUUCAGCACCAAACUCCUGAACGCUGUGAACGCCAAGCGUGCGGAGAAGGGCCUUGCCGCCGUGUGCAUUAACACCAAGCUGGCGAAGGCUGCGCAAGCUCUCGCGGAUGACAACGCCAAGAACAACAAGGUCAGCACCAAGGGCUCGGACGGCUCCACUCCGACGUCGCGUUACGACGUCCAGGGUAUUGAGACCGCCCAGUCGGCUGAGCUUGUCGCUGCCGGUCAGUCCAGUGCCGACGCUGUUGUCGCCACCUGGACCAAGUCUUCAAGCGCGUACCUCUUCAGCGACUUCAAGUUCAUCGGCCCUGGAUACGCUUACGACAAGACUAAGACGUACAAGCACUACUGGGUGCUCGACUUCGCCAACGCUGAUGGAGAGUCUUGCCAGUAAAUCGGUGCUUGAGAGAGCUGCCUACCGCACUUAUCCACCUGUAGAAAAACUAUUCAACACAUAAUAACGGAGGCAGUAGCUGAUUCUCAAUAAUAAAAAACAAAAUUUGCAAAUG